Molecule: messenger RNA, 699 nt
Organism: Closterium sp. Naga37s-1
Lineage: Eukaryota; Viridiplantae; Streptophyta; Zygnematophyceae; Desmidiales; Closteriaceae
Source: the annotation of a GenBank genome assembly
AUGGGUCGGCGCAUCGCUAGUCACGUUAAUCUCGCCGUGUUUGCCGUGGCAGCAGUCGCUAUCGUCGUCGUUUCUCUCCUCUCCGCGAUUCCGUCGGCUGCGGCGGCAACUCCGCGUGCUGGCGGUUGGUCUACCGUGAAAAACGCGGCAUCGGAUCAGCACGUGGCGGACCUCGCCAGCUUCGCCGUCGACGCGUACAACAAGAAACAGAACACGACCCUCAGAACAGGAACCCCAGAACACGCGCCUCAGAAAGCGCGCCUCAGGUUAAUUUCAGUCGAGAGUGCCAGGAGCCAGGUGGGAGCCGGCACCAAGUGGAGCAUCACUCUGCAAGCCGUCGCCCCAGCAGCGAACACCGGGCACAUCCGCAUCAACCCACCCCUGACCACCUACGUGACCGAGGUUUUCGAGAAACCUACAGCAGCGGCAAAGCAGCCUACGGGGGUAGCACACCUGGCAGUACAGCCGUUUGUACAAGGGCCGGUGGUGGGGGAUGGGCAGUCGUCAGGCGGAGCGCAGCCGGCAGUGGGAGAUGGACAGCCGGCGGGGGUAGCACAGCCGGUGGGAGACGGACAGACGUCGGGCGGAGCGCAGACGUCGGGCGGAGCGCAGCCGGUGGGCGGUGGGCAGACGUUGGCGGUGAAACAGCCGGCGUUGGCGGGUUCUCUCAAGCUGGUCUCCUUUGCCAAGAAGAAAUGA